Messenger RNA from Eutrema salsugineum, 1200 nucleotides. Its product is annotated as lon protease 2. The transcript has a single exon. Bases 121 to 972 code for a protein of 283 amino acids. The record is from RefSeq and is a predicted model, not a curated record. Lineage: Eukaryota; Viridiplantae; Streptophyta; Magnoliopsida; Brassicales; Brassicaceae.
CAUUAUUUCUUUCUUUAAACCCAGGAGAAAAAAAAAAUGAUUUAACAUCUAAAUUUUAGAAAAUUUGCGAAAGUUUUGUAUCUUCUUCUUCUUCUGUUCAUCGAUUAUUUCGCCUCUGCAAUGGCGCUUCCACACACAGUCUCUUCACCUUCUUCGACUUCGUUAUCUCCAUCUCCUUCCUUCAAAUCCAAGCCUCCGUUUCACUCGUCUCUACCACCGACCUUCGCCUUACGGAGUAGUAAUCGCCGGCGGCUGUGUAAACUCAGCUCCUUCCGAUGUUCAUCAUCAUCAUUCUCCGAGAAGCACCACAACAACGCGAACCCUAAGAAAUCCGACGACGUCGUGGAGCUUCCUCUGUUCCCUCUCCCGCUCGUCCUCUUCCCAGGCGCAAUCCUCCCUCUCCAGAUCUUCGAGUUCCGUUACCGAAUCAUGAUGCACACGCUCCUCCAAUCCGAUCUCCGAUUCGGCGUCGUUUACUCCGAUUCCGUCUCCGGAUCCGCCGCCGAGGUCGGAUGCGUCGGCGAGGUCGUUAAACACGAGCGGCUCGUCGACGAUCGAUUCUUCCUGAUCUGCAAAGGACAGGAGCGAUUCAGAGUCACGAAUCUCGUCCGCAAGAAGCCUUACCUCGUCGCGGAGGUGACGUGGCUGGAGGAUCGUCCUUCGGGGGAGGAGAAUCUGGAGGCGUUGGCGAGCGAGGUGGAGAUUCUGAUGAAGGAGGUGAUUCGAUUGUCGAAUAGAUUGAACGGGAAAGCAGAGAAGGAAGUGCAGGAUCUGAGGAGGAACCAGUUUCCGACGCCGUUUUCGUUUUUCGUCGGAAGCACUUUCGAAGGAGCGCCGAGAGAGCAGCAGGCGUUGCUGGAGCUGGAGGAUACGGCGGCGAGAUUAAAGAGGGAAAGAGAGACGUUGAGGAAUACACUCAAUUACUUGACUGCUGCUUCUGCUGUCAAAGAUGUCUUCCCUUCCUCCUCUUAGUACACACUCUGUGUGUUGCUCUAUUCUCUCUCGCCUUUGUCAGUGAGUGAUUACAUAUACGAAAUAUCUUUAUGAAAAUCUGCGAACUUGCUAAACUGUAAGUAAUGGUUGUAAAUUAUGGUGAGUAUUAGAUGUUUGGGAUUUUGAUAUAGGAUUACAUGCAGCUAUAAAACUUGAUCAUAAAAAUGUCGUGCUUCUAGUUCUUCUUGAGUGGAAGCGUAGAUUAGU